This is a messenger RNA of Spirodela intermedia, 4315 nucleotides long. The record is from the annotation of a GenBank genome assembly. Lineage: Eukaryota; Viridiplantae; Streptophyta; Magnoliopsida; Alismatales; Araceae.
AUGGUUCCACUGUGGAAGGUGUGCCUCCGCAAGUCGGCUUCUGGAUUUAUGAAGCGGAUUUCUUUGGUUCUUCGUUUCAUCUGGCUCAAAAUUCUCUUUCAUCUAUCAUCUUCCGCCUCGCCGCGAGUUGCGGUGGAUUUUGUCUGUUUAAGUUUAUCACUGCUAAUCCGAGAGGCUCUGGCUUGUAGCAAGAUAGACCGGACGCCGCUCGCUCGCUGGAAGUAGCCAGUUGCCGCUGUGCAGCGUCGUAAGCCAUAUGUUCUUCCGCCGGUAUUUUCUGAUGAUGGUGAAACCUAUCCGUUUGUUUUCAGGAAGAUCUUGUGCUCGAAGCAGAGCGGUGGUGUCGAGGUUGGUCCAGCGGUCGUCUGGGGCGUCCCCGGUCCCAGGUUUGGGCUCCAUGAGGGGCAUUUUCGAUUGCAGACCUCUUACGGUGCGUUCCUGGGAUCCUGCACGAACCCCGUCUCGGCAGAAAGUCGAUGUACGUUCAAUGUUGCAUCCCCCGGACUGAAGAAGUGAGUCCUUGGUUCUUGCCUCGUUUAUGUGCGUGUUAAUAUGUUCUUGCCUCCCUUAUGUCCUUGGUUUUUGGGAGGAUUGGGGGAAGUGGAUGGUAUCUCAUGGUCAUGUGAUGUGGAAAAGAGAAUGGGAUAUACAAUAACAUGUCCAGUGUUUAAUGCUCUUAAUAAAGACCAUUACUUGGCUUCACCUCAUGUUUUUGUUCCCUGGACAAGGAAGUUGCAGUGGAUGAAAGCAAAGAAGAAAACAGUUGCAUGUCUUUGGUUUCGUUUGGGUUCUGCCAGCACCGAUCUUCUUCUUCUUCUCCGACUGUUGGUAACGUAGCAGUUAUCCUGGACCCAACUUCAAAAUCUGAGUGGCUGGCUUUGCUGUAGUGAGACUGGGGUUUUUCCCCAAGGUAUCGAUUUGGACUCCAUCAGUAGCAUUUUACUGCCUGCGUUACAGGGAGAUCAUACCCAAGUUUCUUCGCAAAACUGAACGAGCCAUGUUUUUUAGUGUUUACUGCUGCAGUCUGAUUGUCAAGAAUACUGACAACUGUAGGAACUGUAGGAGGGGGCACCGGGGGGGGGGAGAUGGGGGGGGGGGGGAACUGUGGUGGUGGGUUUGCCGCUCUCAACCCAGCGCAAAGGAUUUCUCCUCCUAGGUUGGUUUGAUCAGGGGGAAGGGGUUGGGGUGGAGAUAUCGUUGCAUUAUCUUUGACUGUCAUUGAAAUGAUGAAGGCUUUUUAACUUCCAAUCACAAAAGUUCUGAUACAUUUUGCUCUAUAUUUUUAAUAAUAAUAAUAAUAAUUUUGAAGUUUUAAAUUCAACAUACUUAAUGCAAUGUUGCUGCCUUUGCAGACUUCUUGAUUUUUUUUCUGAUUUAUUUGUAAUUUUCAUUGGUAGGUUAUCAGCAGUUGAUGAUCCAGGUAUUUGCUCAAAUGAUUUGCAAGAUUUUGAGAGAGAACUGGAAGAGUUCUUCUCCAAUGUCAAAACUAUGAUAAAGUUGGAUAGGAAAGAUGACGCCAUAGAGCUACUUCAAGCAAAUUAUGAAGCUGUGAAAGAACAAAUAGGGGAAGGUACUAGAGACGUAGAACAAGCUGCCUUACUUGACGUAAUUGCUUUGGGGUACAUGGCUGUUGGUGACUUCGAGACUGUUGAGAACAUUCUGCAAAUGGUAAUUUCAUGAACUGAGACCUAGACAAAGUUUAUUGAAAAAAUUCGAUGUUACUGAAAGUAUGUUAUUUCUACAUAAACAAAGUUUUAGAAAUGAUAGAAGACAUGAUGAUCAAAUAGAGCUAUACUGUGCAGGCAGGUAGAAGUUGGUAGCUGUGCAUGGAAAAAAAAAAAUUCCUUUAUAUUAUUUCUUUGGUUACACGCUCAAGUUGGAGUAGUAUAACCCAUGUUGUGAGACCUUGGUUACUGCCUAUCCCCCUCUUAUAUUCAUAUUAUGCGAAAGUAGGAGAACGAGAAGAAAAAUAAAUUAGAAAAGGGGGCUCCAACUUUGCUGUUGUUAUGGGCAUGAAUUAGGUCUGACAAACAUUUACAAGGGAGUCAGCAUUUGAGAAUUCAUCCUUUUAUUUUAGUCUUUAAUCAUUUUUUCUGUUACAUUAAAAUGAUGUCAUUUUUAUAUUGACUCAGCUAUUUUUGCGAUAUGCCAAUAUUCCAUUUAUAUAAUAAUAUUGAUAUGGGUUCACCUAGGUGAAGAUAGUGCAUCUUCAUAAAUUUGGCUCAGUGAGUGGAAAUACGUGGGAAUAUAUCAAGAAUCCAUUCAACACACGUACUAUUUCAUAGACAAAUCAUGCAGGUUUUGUUCGAUAUACACCCACGUAUCGAACAUUCCACUGACGAGCUUUUGGGCAUGGAUAAUUGAAUGACGAGCUCCAGCGCAUGCAUUUAAACUUUCUAGCUUUGAAGCAUGUCAUAUUUUUAUGGCUUCUUAUGAUAUACAGUUGAAUGAGGUGGUGGGUUGCAUUGCCGAUGGAAAACCAUUGAUGGAUUCCAUACUUAUUCAUAUUGGAAGCUUGUACACGAAUCUUGGAAUGCUCGAUAAAGCAUCGCAGGCAUAUGGAAGGGGUCUCAAGAUACUGGAGAAUGCUUUCGGUAGGGAGCCAUAUGCUUUCAAAGUUUUUGAUUUUUAAUAGCUACAAUUGUCCGCCAUCAUAUUUCAUGUGGAGACAAUUUUAUCUUGGAAGAGCAGGCAUGAGUCAACGCCGAAUUUUAGCUGAAAACAUUUUUGGCGUGAUUAGUGUUUCAUGUAUAAUCGUUCUUCUAUAUCUUAUCUACCUUAGUUUCCAGGAAGUCUUACUCAGCUGAUGAUGUCUAAUUUUCUUGUGAUAGGAAGUCAGAGUCCUUUCCUUGUGAUGCCACUCUUAGGUUUGGCAAAGGUUUUGAAAUUAAGUGGAAGAGUGACUGAAGCGAUGGAAACCUAUCAGCGGUCAAUCACUAUUCUGGAAAGAAGCAGAGGACCCAUGAGUGAAGAUCUUGUUCUCCCAUUGUUUAGCAUCGGGAACCUUUUCAUCGACGAAGGACGAGCAGUAGAUGCUAAAACCACUUUCAGCAGGUGAUCAUUUCAUUUUCCUUGUGAAGAUUAGAGCGUUUCAACUCCAGAGUCAGCCUUUUUAUUAUUCGCUUUAAUUCUGCAGAAUUGUGAGCAUUUACACUCGGAUAUUCGGAGAAAAUGAUGGAAAGGUUGGAAUUGCUAUGUGCUCUCUGGCGCAUGCUAAUUGUGCCGAAGGUAACUGAGUUACUCAUCACGGAAUUUUCAUGAAAUUCGUUGUUCAAUCGCCCUAAUUAAGAUUGACUUAUGAAAUAUUAUCAUCCAGGAAAUAUAGAUGAAGCCAUUCGUUUGUACAAGAAGGGUCUUCAGAUUAUCAAUGAUUCCAAAUAUAUGUCCAUAGACGACGACAUUCUGGAAAAGAUGAAGGUAGAUCUUGCGGAAUUGCUCCAUGCUGCAGGAAGGUAAACAGUUAGUUUUUACCAAGCUAUUUCUAUUUCCUUCCUGUAAAUGGCGUCAAGGCUGUCACUUCAAUAUAUAUAUGGCUGUUCGUCUCGAUCAUCUUUCUAUAAUGGGUUUCAAAUAUUUCUGUCGUUGACAAUCCAUCUGUUUUGGGCUUGCAUCGAGGUAUUUUUUCUUUUAAUGGCGGAUGGAUCUCGCUCACUCGAAUGCAGGGAAACGGAGGGCCGAGAGCUGCUGGAAGAAUGCUUGCUGGUGAACGAGAGGCACAAGGGGAGCGAGGACCCCAGCUCAGUGGCCCACCUUCUGAAUCUGGCCACUUCCUAUUCCCGCUCGAAGAACUUCGUGGAGGCAGAACGGCUGCUGCGGACGAGCUUGCAGGUGAUGUCGAGAACAGUUGGCCCCAGAGACCAAUCUCUGACGGUCCCGAUGCUCCACCUCGCCGUCGUCCUGUACAGCCUCAGACGAGACGAAGAAGCGGAGAAGUUCGCCCUGGAAGCUCUCUCCAUCCGCGAAUCUGCUUUCGGCCGGGAGUCGCUUCCAGUUGGUAAUCACGGAACGAGGCACUUGGCGGCCAUGGGCUGUUUGGAUCGAGCUGAUGAGAUUUGUCUUGGCAGGGGAGGCGUUGGAUGUUCUGGUUUCGAUCCAGACGAGGUUGGGGAAGGAGGAGGGAGAGGCGUUGGAGAAUCUGAAGAGGGUUCUGGCCAUUCAGGAGGCCGAGUUCGGGCAUGAGAGCGAGGAGGUGAUGGAGACGCUGAAGAAGGUCGUCUUCUUCUUGGACAGGACGGGGAGGAGAGACGAGAAGGCGCCCCUUCAGAGGAGGCUGGCCCUGCUUAGAAACAAGUACAAGUAUCUGGUCCCUUCUUGA